CCAGGUAUUAGGAACGCACUUGAAGGUUUCUCUACUUGUAAUUGCUGUAUACACAGCCACCAUCUCUGCGACUCAUCAUGACUACACGACACAUUAUAGAUACGCUCUAGACGGUCUUGGCUUUCGUCCACUACACAUGGACGCUUGGAUAUAAGUUCCCUGGUUCUUUUCUUUUCGCUUGAAGUCAUGGCGAUACGCCCUUUAGAAAUUAAGGAAGUUGGCUACUUUUAUAGGAGCUAGCUAAAGAUUGUUUCAAAGAUAGAAUGGGUGGUCAGUUUACACCCUACGAUCCCCUAAGAUGUCCACACUAUGCUCAAUUCGCAUCUGGCCUCGAUAGGAUCCAUUUCGAUGGUAUCUACUGGACGUUUUUCUUCACAGUGAUCGGUAUUCUGUUUGUUUCAUCGUGGAUUUAUCAAUCGACGAUGAUGUACAAGGAAAAGCCAGAAUACAACGAAGUCGCCUUCCGACGGAAACUCAAGUCCAGUCUCGCUUGGUGCACGUCACUAUUCCUAGUCGCUGCCGUUCUUCUCGUGAUCGAAGUCUUUGCCCUUCUAGCACUGCAGUUCUGCGAUGGCGAGGACCUCAUGUCACUCUACUGGUCCACAUGGACUAUGCUACAAUUAGGAUCCGAGAUUGCCAUCUUAGGUAUUGUGAUGGCGCUGUGGCAUAAUCUAUGCAAUUUCAAGCUCCCGCUUUGGACUCUCGCCCUGGGCACGCCUGUACUUGUCGUCGCGGGUAUCGGUCACGUUAUCCACGUCGCGUUUAGGAUGCUUUUCAAGAAGGCGAAAGCUAAGCGACAGGCGCGUAAGUCGGGGUCCAAUGUGACAUCAGCUGCUCCUAGCGUGAUGAUGACUGAUACUGCUACGGCAUGCUCAGUUCGCAGUGAUAGCGUCAAGCCCGAGCAAGAACAUACCGACCAAUUAAGCGUUAUAGAAGCCGGCCGUGCUAUGCGCUUCAUGAUGGAUGUAGGUGAUGACGAACGUGUAAAACAAUGGCCCUCUUUUGUGGGAAUGGCGGAUGGUAAAGCUAUUGUACAGAUGACUGUAUAUACUGGGUCUUUCACCAGCGAGAAGGCUUAAUUUUGUACAUAAUCAAUAGUUGGCUAAAAAAUAGGAGUUGUUAAUAUUUAUGGUUUCUACACCUCUAAUCAAUGAAUCGUAUCUGUAUUUGCGAAUUUUUAGUUGAAAAUAACUGAGACUUCAAGCCUAAGUCGGUAGUAUAUCAACUCCAACGUGUAGUAGAAUUUUAUGGAGGCAUUUG
Messenger RNA from Hypoxylon trugodes, 1260 nucleotides. RefSeq lists its product as uncharacterized. NCBI's taxonomy places the organism in Eukaryota, Fungi, Ascomycota, Sordariomycetes, Xylariales, Hypoxylaceae. The transcript is spliced from 4 exons. The coding region runs from base 264 to 1079 and encodes 271 amino acids. The record is from RefSeq and is a predicted model, not a curated record.